GUCCUGAGGCGGGCGGCGGGAUGGCGAUGCCCUUAGGGUCCACGGACUUGGCCUGCUCCAGAGCGCCUCCGCCCUGCGGGGGGGCCCAGGAGGCGGCUGCCGAGGAGGAGGAGCGGGAGGUAGUGCGGUUCCGAGUCAAGAAAUGUGAGAGCUUCUUGCCACCUGACUUCCGCUCCUUUGCCGUUGACCCCCAGAUCACCUCACUCGACGUGUUACAGCACAUCCUUAUCCGAGCUUUUGACUUGAACGGGAAGAAGAACUUUGGGAUCAGCUACCUGGGCCGGGAUCGGCUGGGGCAGGAAACGUACUUCUCACUACUUUCUGACUGGGACCUCAGCACAGCCUUUGCCACUGCCUCCAAACCUUACCUGCAGUUGCGUGUAGACAUCUGGCCCAGCGAGGACAGUGAGUACGCAGGGCCCCAGGAGCCCUGCUCUGGGACCUACACUUUCCCCAUGACUCCACCAAUUGCAGUACACUCCCUCAGGGUGGACUGGGGAGCAAGGUAUCCUAGAUCCAAAUCCUGGCUCGGCCACUGGGUCUCAAUUUCUUUCACAUAGUGAAUGCUCAAAAAUUGU
Messenger RNA from Choloepus didactylus (southern two-toed sloth), 578 nucleotides. Its product is annotated as TBC1 domain family member 25-like. The record is from RefSeq and is a predicted model, not a curated record. Lineage: Eukaryota; Metazoa; Chordata; Mammalia; Pilosa; Megalonychidae. The transcript is spliced from 3 exons. The coding region runs from base 21 to 560 and encodes 179 amino acids.